Messenger RNA from Esox lucius (northern pike), 5154 nucleotides. RefSeq names its product Krueppel-like factor 7. The record is from RefSeq and is a predicted model, not a curated record. Gene Ontology annotation, biological process: regulation of transcription by RNA polymerase II. NCBI's taxonomy places the organism in Eukaryota, Metazoa, Chordata, Actinopteri, Esociformes, Esocidae. The transcript has 4 exons. The coding region runs from base 299 to 1219 and encodes 306 amino acids. Gene Ontology annotation, molecular function: RNA polymerase II cis-regulatory region sequence-specific DNA binding; DNA-binding transcription factor activity, RNA polymerase II-specific.
CAGGGGAAAAGCAUCGUGGGGAUGAGCGAGAGAACUACCUGCCAAUACGGAUACACAUGGAGCCUCCAUCAUCACUGCAAGUUAGCAGCUCACACCAAGUCUAAACUAUUUCGUUAGAGUAGCCUACCCUACAAAUAGUCAAACUAAAUAUUUUCUCCUUUUUAUGCUUCCAUGCAUAAUAUUUCCUUAAUAAGAGGGCUAUGACCAUGGAUUUGGACGUUUGAUUACGCAAAGACGGAUUUUUUCUUUCGUGGCACAGUCUCCUUUCUGUACUCUAUACACUACACAAAGCAUCACCAUGGACGUUUUGGCGAAUCACGGUAUUUUUCAGGAACUCCAGCUUGUGCAUGACACCGGCUACUUCUCUGCGAUGCCUUCGCUGGAGGAGAACUGGCAGCAGACGUGCCUGGAGUUGGAACGCUAUCUCCAGACGGAGCCCAAGAGGCUGUCAGACUUCUUCGACGAAGAGCUCAACUGCCUGCUCACCCCGACCUACGUGAAGGAGGACAGUGAAGAGGAGCUACUGGACCCCCUCCUCCCCAGCCUCCCGGACCCACCAAGCCCUCCCCUGCCACCCUUGCCCUGCCCCUCCCGAAAGCACCUCGCUGGGGCCUUGAAGUCAGCCAAGCCUGGCGUCGGUGAAGGGGCGGGCUUAACAUCUGGAGGGGGAGGGGUGCACCCUGCCCAGCUUAGUGCGGUCACCUCCCUGACCCCGCCCUCGUCCCCGGAACUGGGCCGCCACCUAGUCAAGCCCCACCCCCAUACUCUGACGGCGUCUGCAGAUGGCACGCUCACUCUCAAACUGGUGGCGAGGAAGGUGGGGAUAAGUGCGGCCAGGUUGGUGGCGGCCCACGCACUGCCCCUGCCCGCGGGUUGCCAGAACACAGGGGGGCACAGCGAUGGAGAGCACGGGGGCACGUGUGUGAUCGGCGUGGGGGAUAUCCCUGAGAACAAGAAGAGGGUCCAUCGCUGCCAGUUUAACGGCUGCAGGAAGGUUUACACCAAGAGUUCGCACCUAAAGGCACACCAAAGGACACACACAGGGGAGAAGCCCUACAAGUGCUCAUGGGAUGGCUGCGAGUGGAGAUUUGCCAGGAGCGACGAGCUGACGAGACACUACCGGAAACACACGGGCGCAAAGCCCUUCAAGUGUAAUCACUGUGACAGAUGUUUCUCGCGAUCGGACCACUUGGCGCUACACAUGAAGAGGCAUGUCUGACGAGGCGGAGGGAGAAGAUGGGAAGAAGGGUAGGACGGACGUAGAGAGAAAAGAUGAGAGGUUGGAAUGGAGGUGAACAUUAUGCCUGAGUUCGUAAAGGAUCCUGAGAGAGUUCAGUCCAAAGCUUGGUUGCAUCGGAUCCUGGGUCGGACCAGCCCUGGGGUGACACAGGGGAGACUGAGGGCUCCAGGUUUCGUGACUUCUAUGUAUAGACAAACCAACUGACAAUGGUCAAUGUUGUUGGCAGAGCGACUAUGCGUUGCCCAAGCUGAUUCCUAGACAUCUGAUACUGCCGCUAUUCUGCCUCGAGACGAUUACACACUAAUCAACUGACUGUCACUUGGAAACAAAAAGAUGUGUUGUCUCAUUGUCUGUUGCUCUCUCUAAGUCAUCUUAGCAUGUGGACAGUUGCAAAACACCACAAGACAAGGAUGAUGCGCAAAGCCAACCGGGCCAAAUUUGAUGAAAAUGAACUAUGAUAUUCAGAUUCCUGUAUAUUCCUCUUAUUCUCCUGAAGCACUCCUCACAAUCUCUACUCUAAGUCCUCCACAGUUGUGCAGCGACACUUUUGAAACAUUGUAAAAAAUUAAAUUAAAAAAGAUUCAGUCUUGAACUGGAAAGUCUUGAAAUUCACCAAACGUUGGCUUUGACUGCCAUAUGCACAAGCGUCUAAGGACAAGUAGCAAAACUGCUACCGAAGCACAGAUGGCAAAGGACAUCCUAAUUGAUGUGUACAGGUUACAUGUAUUUAAUUUAUUUCUAAAAUCCCUUCCCUUCCCCUAUGUGUUGCUCAGAACAAUUAUUUUCAGAGCAUACAGAUCGUGAAAAACCAAGCCUGUGAAAGCUUCAACACUGUUGAAUGAUACCAACGUCUGUGGGAGAAAUGUAGGGCCUUAUCUGGUAGGGAGUUGGUCCUCACAGACUUGGUGUGGGAUUAGCUCUGGGACCAUGCUCUGACAUAGACUCAGGCCAAACCCCGUACAGGACUACAAAGGGCAACUCUGGCAACUACCAGUCAAGAAACAAGCCUUGAGCCAUGGAGAGACAAAGUAUACAGACAGAAAUACUGUCCUACAGCCCGUCACAUAUCGAAUUCUGCCCAGGUCUCCAGCUCAUUUUAAUAGGCUGAGAUGUUUCUCUGUAAGUUGAGAUGUGGGAAUUGUGGGAAAUAUUUUGUUGAGGGGUGUUUCUUCUUCUUACGGUCCACUUACAAUCAAGGUGUUUGGGGAUGGGAGGCUCUUUCUAGAGUGAGUACUUGUGAAUGUAAUGUUGUCUGUCUGUGCAUGGCAUUGGAACCCAGAAAGGACAUGGUCGUUGCGAUUGUUGUGCAGUGGAGCCAUACUGUGUUGGUGGUACUGGUACGCGAAAGCCAGGCAGAAUGUUUCAUUCAGAGCACUGUAUCAGUCUUCUCUUCACCUUUGUCAUAACCAUCUUUAUUCCUCACCCUCUGUCUAGUAACUGACUGUCCAUCAAAAUUGAUGCAUAAACACACACAUCACUUGGCAAAAAGACGGAAGAACAUUAGCUCUGGGUUGAUAUUUUUUGCCAGUCCUUUGCCAUCUAGACCUUUUCUUGGUUAGCUGUUAGCAUUGUUCAGUGCAAGCCUUCCCACAGCUGCCCGCUGACUUGUCUGACAUUGGCCAAUGGGAUAGGGAGGGCUCGUUGACAGCAGGGCCAUAGAGGUAAUGAGGGACGAAUUCUGCUCCCUCAGCGGCGCUGUUCAACAUUGGUCAGCCUUCUAACGGGAAAUUCACCACUGCACUCUCUCUCUCUCUGGUCUUACUGUUGAGAGGUCACACUACCCUACUGACAAAGUCCCAUUCCCAGUUCUGGGCACCCACUUUCCUGCCACUCAUAAUUUCGAAUUAAUAAAAAACUCCAGGGUCAGGUUCUGUAGGAAGGAAACAAAUCAGAUUGACGCAAGCUACCAUCUAUGACUGGGCGUUAUAUUUAAACAAUAAGGCAAGAUGAGAUGUGGUAUAUGGCCAAUAUCUUGCUAUUAAAGGCAGUUCUUAGGCAUGACAUAACAGAGAGUCCCUAUAAACAGCCCUCGGCCAUGGCAUGUUGGCCAUAUACCACACCUAAGGUUUAAAUUGUUAUUAUAUACCAGGUACAAUAGUAAACUUUAUUUGGUCCAUUCAUUGGUACAAGGUCGAUAUUACACGACUUAUACAUUUACAUUUCAGGGUUCAAUCCACCAGGUGUAUUUUGUCUGUAAGGGGUACCCAUAAUGACAUGUUGACACAAUGCUGAAUAAAUAAAACAUUCACAAAUUGUCCACGUUUGGUUACUAGACAUCAAAACAAAUGGGAAUCUUUUAAAAACAUUACACAUUCUUGGGGUCGCUCAUCAAACCUUCAGAAAACAAUACAGUCAAAGCCCACUAUAGCGUCAAAAUAAAUGGACAAAUAAAUGUCUGGUGAUUUUAUAUUUUGUACGGAUCGCCCUUCUACCACAAGAACGUACCUCUGAUGAUUUUUAUGCUACAGUGUGAACACAACACAGACCUCUUCAACCAUCUAGCUAACUGUGCACAGACGAAGUGCAGGAAUGUUGCAUAUGUGGUCUCAAUGAUUUGUAUCAACUACUAUGAAGAGACCAAAAGAGGAUUUUUUUUUUUUUAUGUUAUGUGUAUGUCAAGCCUUCACCACAUUGACUCUCCCCCAAUGUUUACUGUCUCUAUCCAGGUGUCUGACUGGUUCCAAUAAACCAGCAUGAAGACCAAAACACGCACAGACAAUGGAGGUCGAUCCAUUCAAAAGGUUCCAUAGUAGUUUAACCGAUGAUUAUUGUAUCCUCCGGUUGGCAGCUUGCUGUGUUUAGAUUUCUCUGUAUUUCAGAAUGGAAACAUAAAGACUAGCCUAACUUGUCUUGUGCAGGUUUUACUGUGAACAGUGAUUUUUCUGUGCAAAUGCUUGCUUCUCACUGAGACAUUGAUUGUGACAUAAUUGUUUUACAUGAUCUAAAAUUCAACAAGUUUCACAAUGCGCCUGAACGGAGUGCCCUUUGGUAGGCUUACCCGAGUCGAGAUAAAACAACGAGCAAGCCUAUUGUAUCUCAUUUCUUCAGUCAGUACAAAUCGGCUACAGCUUUACAAUUUGUUAUAACAUUUUGAAGUGGGAGCCACACAGGCCUUCUGAUUGUUGUGGGUAUCAAGACACUGCAUCUUGAUAUAUGACCUGUAUAACUUGUAUCUUCUGUGCCUGACUGUUUCUUUUGACAGGGUGUGUCGGCCGUCACAUUUUACCAAACGUCGCCAUUUUCUCCCUCCCUCUGCCCGUAAAUACGUUCUCCCUCAUGUCUGCUAAUGUCUGUCAACCUGUCCUGUACAGACCGCCACAUGAACUUCGGAUGUUACAUAAUAAACCACCUGAAAUAUGAUGAUGCACUCUGACUGGUGUCGACAUAUCACCAGUUUCCUGACCUUUUUCAAAGACACACCUUGAUGAAGGACCUGUCAUUUAGUAAACCUUGACCGAGAAAUGCUAGGACAAACUGGCAAUCACUCUUCACAUUCACUUUAGUCCUUUUAAUUGUCUUUGUGCAUCCAAACUUGAUUCGGUUUUACGACUAAUGUUUUCACUGAAUUGUGUUGGGAAUAGAUGAACAUGUAUUGUAGGUCCAGUUUAGCGAUUCACCACAUAGUGCCACCUGGUCUGAAUCUCAUGUCAAAAUCCGUUUCCCUUUCUCUACCAGCGUCCCGUCUCCGAUACUCCUUACUGCAUUCCCCUUUCACUCUCUUCCCCCAAAUCCUCAUAUCUCCUCUGUUCUCUUAUUCCGCUUCUUUGCUGUACAAAGUGGUUUCAAAGUUAUUAUUUGUAUGAUGUUAGUAUGACAAUGUUCUUUAUUAUGGAAAAAGGAAAGAUUUAUUUUUGUUACUGGUUUGUUUCCUAAUUCUUUUUUAAAUUGGUAUUGUAAUAUCUCUAUGCAAGAAC